AUUCCCUUUUUCCUGCACUUCCACUGGGAAUUCCCAUUUCUCUGCAAUUCCCCAGGGAAUUAAUUCCCUUUUCCCUGCUGGAAUUGCUGCCGGCGCUGGGAAAUCCCUGCGAUCCCAGUGAAUCCCGAGCUCUCCUGGAAUCCCGAACAGCACUGGGAGCUUUCCUUGGAGGUUCAGCAACAACCUGAGGCAAAUCCCAGGAAAUUCCCCCAAAUAAAGGCAGAAAUCAAGGAGGGAAAUUGCUUCCUUAGGGGAAAAAAAAAAAAAAGCCUGGAAAUGGGAAAGGUGAAAGCCGGAACUCUGGGCAAAGCCCUCAGGACUGGGAUUUUGGGAUUUGGGAUUAGGACUCCAUGAUCCCUGUGGGUCCCUUCCACCUCAGGAUAUUCCCAAUUCCUUUAAACUCUUCCCAAAUUCCCUUUCUCCUCCUAAAACAAGGCUGAGCCAUUGGAGCCCUUGUGCUUUUCCGAGCACUCAGGGGGAUAAUUCCCAAACCAGAGGCUGAAGAAGGAAAAAGGGGCUGGAAAAGACGAGUUUGGGACAGGUUUGCACAACCGGCUCUCGGUUGUAACCAAACGCCUCCCAUAAAAUCAACAAAGUCCGCAGGGGAUUUGAGGGAAAUCUUUUGUUCCCCUUUUUAUUGGGAAAAAAAAAAAAAAAAAAAAAAAAAAAAAAAAAAAAAAAAAAAAAAAAAAAAAAAAAAACCCACACAACCACGCCCGGGCUUUGCGGCUGAAGGGGCUGGGUUUGGGCGAAGGGUUCGGGAAUAAAAAAAGGGAUCAGAGCUGAUAUUCCAGCAGGAAAAGGAGUUUGGAGCUAAAGGAGGUCACUGAAAAAUUCGUAUUUAGAGAUGUAUAGAUUUAUAGAUUAUUUAAAUAUAAACUUCCCGCAAUUCCCAGGGAUUCUGCUCAUCCUCAUCACCAGAGCUCCCACGGGAUCCUCCCUGGAGAUGGAUUUGCCUUGGGAUGGGAUAAGGUGAAUUUUUAACCCUGUGUUCCCCACAUCUGGGGGGGUUCCGAGGCUGUUUUCCAAACAGGAAUUCUGGGGGGGAAAAAAAAGCCACAAAUAAACAAGAUCCUCAGGAAAGAAUCUGUCACAGCGGACAGCCCCACUCCUGGCUUUUCUUGGAUUUGGGAAGGUUUUGCUCCUUUUGGGUGCCCAAGAGUUUGUAGUAAAAGGUGUGCAGGCUUUUUUUUUUUUUUUUUUAGGAAUUUUAGGAAUUUAGGAAUUAGUCUGAGGUUCAGGCUUAAACUUUCAGACUUUUCCAUGCCAGGAUUUGCCUCUGGAGCUGCUCUCCCUGGCUUUUAAAUCAUCGCCGAGGUCUCCUUGGAGCGGCUUUGCGAAGCUGACAAAAACAUCUUUGACAUUUUUUUUCCCGUUUUCCGGCACGUUCAGAGUGCAUCAAAGUGGAGGCGUUUGAGGAAAACCCUCAAAAUAAAAAUAAAAAAACAAACAAACAAACAAACAAACAAACAAACAAAAAAACCCUUUUAUUUCUCUGCUUUUCACCCUGAAAGAAGAGUUUUCCCAAAGAGUUCAGGACUGGAAAUCAUUCCCGUGAAAGAGGGGAAGCAGAACUGGGAUUGGGGCGAUGGAUGCACAACAUCCUCCAAGGAUGCUCCCAAUAAAUAAAUAAAUAAAUAAAAAACAAACAAACAAACAAACAAACAAACAAACAAACAAACAAACAAACAGACGGUCUGGAGGCGUUUUGACCCUAAAAUUCACAUUUUUCUCUUCAAAUGCGGAGGGGUUUGUGAGCAGAGGAGGCGAGGGAGGCGCCGAGGGGCGGCUGCGACCCCGCGGAUCCGUAGGGAAGGGAGCCCCGAGCAGGAGGGAGAGGGAGAAGGCAGCGGGAGCCGAGGCACGGGCGAAGGGCGUACACCGGGCCGGGCUCUCCAAUCAGCCCCGGGAGGGUUGGCUCGGGGCGGAUAAACGAUAAAUGCGGGGCCGGGCCGGGCGGGGAUGCGGCGAGCCCCGGGGCAGAGGCAGGAGAAGGGGAUGAGCGGCGGGGCGAGACCGGGACCGGGACCGGGACCGGGACAGGGACCGGGACCGGGACCGGGACAGGGACAGGGACAGGGACCGGGACCGGGACCGGGACCGGGACCGGGACAGGGACCGGGACGGGGAUCAGGACGGGGACCGGGACAGAGCUCGGCCAUGAGCGGCACCCCCGGGACAGCCCCGCAGCUCCAGCCCGUCCCCUCCAGACCCCGCACGUCCUUCCUGAUCCAGGACAUCCUCUGGGACGGGCCCGAGAGCGGCAGGAGCAGAGGGAAUGAGGAGCUGGGAGCGGCCGGAGAGCGGGGGAGAGGGGACAGCCCAGCCCCGGGGGUCCCUCCUGGGGGUCCCCAUGCCCCGGGAGCCUCGGGGACACCCCAGGGACCGGACACAGACACCCCGGUGGAGACAUUCCUGCCCGACUGUGCCCCCACCGUGCGCCCCAUGACCCCACGGCCUCCCAGGCAGGGAAAACGUUCCCGAGCCGCCUUUUCCCACAGCCAGGUGAUCGAACUGGAGCGGAAAUUCAGCCACCAGAAAUACCUGUCGGCCCCGGAGAGAGCUCACCUGGCCCGGCACCUGCAGCUCACCGAGACCCAGGUGAAGAUCUGGUUCCAGAACAGGAGGUACAAGACCAAGAGGAAACAAGUGGUGGCCGGGAUGAGCCGCUUGGACUCGCGUCAGGAAACGCCAGAAUUCCCGGGAAUGUCGCUGCUGGCGCUCAGGGGUGCCUGGUCCUACCUGCCCUACCUGUACUACAUCAAUUCCUGGAGCCCCUCCUGGUAGAAAUCUGGUUUUUAGGUGUUUUUGUUUUUUUUUUUUAGGUGGAAAUUAUCUGGUUUUUUCCUUAAAUCCACAGGGGAGGGAUUUAAGUGGAAGCGUUUUGUAGGGGCAGCAUAAAAUUCUCUCGUCACUAACACUGAGAUUAUUGAAAAAGAGACUAAAAUUUUAAUUUGCUGCUCUGGGAAUUCCCAGGGAAUCUGUGGUGGCCUCAUGCCUGGAAGUGUCCAAAUCUAGGCCUGGUAAAAAUUGCUUUUUUUGGGGGGAGGAAAAUAUCCAGGUUUUCCUUAAAUCUAGAGGGGAGGGAUUUCAGUGGAAACGUUUUGUAGUGGCAGCAUAAAAUUCUCUCAUCACUAGUACUGAAAUAAUCAGAGAAAAAGCCCGAAAUUUUAAUAACAUUGAAUUCUUUUUAUUGCAAUGGUCUCGGAAUUCCCAGGGAAUCCGUAGCGGUGUCAUCCCUGGAAUUGCCCAAAUCCAGGCCUGGUAAAGAUUGCUUUUUUUUUUUUUUUUUUUUUUUUUUUGGGAGGAAAAUAUCUGGUUUUUCCUUAAAUCCAGAGGGGAGGGAUUUCAGUAGCAGCAUAAAAUUUCUCUCCUCACUAACAUUGGAAUAACCAGAGAAAAAGCCCAAAAUUUUAAUAACAUUGAAUUCUUUUUAUUGCAAUGGUCUGGGAAUUCCCAGGGAAUGUGUGGUGGCCUCAUCCCUGGAAGUGCCCACAUCCAGGCUUGGAUUUAACUCUGUUUUAACAGAGUUAAAACAUUCCAAAUUUAGAGGGAAAAUUAUAUUUUUCCACCUUAAAAAUGCAGUUUCUACCAAGAGGGGCUGCAGCCACUCAAGAAUGCCCAAGCCCCAUCCUGGUAAAAUUUACAUUUUCAGGUGGAAAAUAUAAUUUUCCCCCUAAAUUUUGGGGUGUUUGAACUCUUGUGCUGCUCUUCCUAGAGCUGAUUAGAGUUGGAAUUUCCAGUGACAGCACAAACCUCAGCCACUAACGCCAAAAUAACCAAAGAAACAACCCCCCCCCCAAAAAAAAAAAUAAUGACGUUUAAUUCAGUGUUUUAUUGGGGAAUUCCCGUGGCUGGAAUUGGGCACAUCCCUGGAAGUGCCCAAAUCUCCGAGGUUCCUUG
This is a messenger RNA of Cinclus cinclus, 3903 nucleotides long. RefSeq names its product NK3 homeobox 1 (gene NKX3-1). The transcript is spliced from 2 exons. Gene Ontology annotation, molecular function: RNA polymerase II cis-regulatory region sequence-specific DNA binding; DNA-binding transcription factor activity, RNA polymerase II-specific. The record is from RefSeq and is a predicted model, not a curated record. Gene Ontology annotation, biological process: cell differentiation; regulation of transcription by RNA polymerase II. Gene Ontology annotation, cellular component: nucleus. Bases 1963 to 2787 code for a protein of 274 amino acids. Lineage: Eukaryota; Metazoa; Chordata; Aves; Passeriformes; Cinclidae.